AUGCCGAAAAAACAGGUUAAAUUUAACGAUAUGGCGGAGCCCAGCGCCGCCUCCGCUGCCUCAUCGGGCACUUUUACAAGCUCCAUUCAAGACAAGGCGAAGGGCCUAUGCAAUAAUGCUUGCUGGGUCUGCUUUUCGAUCGAUCCAGAUGUCGCACAUGUGUUUGUCAAGGGAGAUACAGCCCUCAAAGAAUGGCAACGUCGGGGACUGGUUAACUAUGCCCCGAAGUCGCUGGCAAAUAGUGUCCCGCUAUGCCUGAACUGUCAUAGGCAGUUCGACCGCACGAACGACCCCGGCUUGCUCAUCAUUCCAGUCGACAUCAAGUAUUCUAUCAAAUUCGAGCAAGAAGACAUGACUCGCCGGGGCGAUCGAUCCCGAGAAGAGCAAAAGCCAGGCUUGUUCAGGUCGGUCUGGCUGAAGAACUACAGCUUACCCACUGUCGUUAAGCCUGGGCAUGGUGAUUAUACAUUUCUCCUGGAGCCCAAAUUUUGGUAUGGAGCCCCGGUUGCCCUAUUCCGGCAAGCUUUUCAAGCCAGAAGCUCGCCGUUUUAUUGGGAUGUCUUGGACCGUCAAACGAUCGACCAGUUGGAUUUUCUGAACCGACUGUAUAUGAUCAGCAAAGAAACCGGGAACUCGGCAGAUACACCAACUGAACAAGAUGACAAUGAAGAAAGCGUAGAGAAGGGGGCCGCAGAAGGAGAGGUGGAGAACUUUCCCAGGAAAAAGUCCAGAUUUAAGUAUUUGGAUUUCGAAUCCUCUAGCAAUGAUCAUUUUUUCAAUAACGAGAUGAUUGAAAAGUGGGCCGCCAGUGUUCAUCCCAUUGCUGUUGGAAGCCUUGUUUAUCAAUAA
Penicillium taxi is the source of this 849-nucleotide messenger RNA. RefSeq lists its product as uncharacterized. The record is from RefSeq and is a predicted model, not a curated record. Bases 1 to 849 code for a protein of 282 amino acids. The transcript is spliced from 3 exons. Lineage: Eukaryota; Fungi; Ascomycota; Eurotiomycetes; Eurotiales; Aspergillaceae.